This is a messenger RNA of Alligator sinensis (Chinese alligator), 5228 nucleotides long. Its product is annotated as arf-GAP with SH3 domain, ANK repeat and PH domain-containing protein 1-like. The transcript is spliced from 29 exons. Gene Ontology annotation, molecular function: GTPase activator activity; protein binding. The coding region runs from base 1 to 2976 and encodes 991 amino acids. Gene Ontology annotation, biological process: positive regulation of GTPase activity. The record is from RefSeq and is a predicted model, not a curated record. Gene Ontology annotation, cellular component: cytoplasm. Lineage: Eukaryota; Metazoa; Chordata; Crocodylia; Alligatoridae.
AUGCCGGAGCUCAUUUCUGUGUGCGACUUCAUCUCUCAGGCCCUGGAAGAUCUGAGUUCCCCAACCACCUCCUCCUUCACCAGCUACAUGAGCAAGUGCAGGGCAACUGUCUGCAGCCUGGAAGAGGCUUUGGACUCCGAUCGAGCUGUCUUGCAGAAGAUGAGAAAAGCAACCAAGGCAGAGCAUGCCUCUGGACAAGAUCUCCUUAGUCACAUGGAUGCACAUAUUGUAGGCCAGGAGAGAUUCUCCAUGAAUUACCAGAAUGAAGGAGAGGAGCAGCUGGCUGGCACUUUCACCUGCUUCGCAGAAUUCUCCCGGGAACUGCUGACCCCAAUCAAGAGUUUGUUGCAGAGCUUGUCUCACAACAUUAACUUUCCCUUGGAUUCGCUGGUAAAAGGAGACUUAAAAGAAGUUAAAGGGGACUUCAGAAAACCUUUUGAGAAAGCAUGGAAAGACUAUGAGACCAAGCUCGUUAAGAUCGAGAAGGAGAAGCGGGAGCUGGCCAAGCAAUAUGGGAUGGUGCGCAACGAGGUGAUGGGAGGGGAGAUCGCUGAGGAGAUGGAGAAGGAGCGCAGGAUGUUCCAGCUAAACAUGUGUGAGUAUCUAAUCAAGGUGAAUGAGAUUAAAACCAAGAAAGGAGUCGACUUGCUGCAAAACUACAUCAAACAUUGUAAUUCACAGUUCAAUUUUUUUCAGGAAUGUUUAAGAACAACAGAGAAACUUAAGCAGUUUAUCAAGAAGCUUACCCCCGAACUACAGAGUAUGAAGGUCAGGCAGGACAAGGAGAAGAAGCAGCUGUGCUCCCUUCGGGAUCAGCUGAAAACAGCAUUGCAGCUGGAACAGAAAGAGGAUUCUGUGAGCAAGCAGCUAGGGUAUAACAUGCAUCAACUACAAGGGAACAAGACAUAUGGUACUGAGAAAUCAGGAAACCUCUUUAAGAAGAGCGACGGGCUGAGAAAGGUCUGGCAGAAGAGGAAGUGCACUGUCAGGAAUGGCUAUCUGACCAUCUCUCACAGCACGCUGCACCGUUCACCAGCCAAACUAAAUUUGCUCACUUGCCAAGUGAAGCCAAAUUUGGAUGACAGGAAGUGCUUUGAUUUCAUUUCACAUAAUCGCACGUACCACUUUUUGGCGGAGGAUGAGCAGGAAUGUAUUGCCUGGAUUUCUGUUCUCAGCAACAGCAAGGAGGAGGCUCUGAAUGUGGCCUUCAACAGGGGCCAAGGGAGUGGAGAGAACAGUAUGGAGGAGCUGACAAGGGCCAUUAUUGAGGAGAUAAAGUGCCUGCCAGGGAACAGGGCCUGCUGUGACUGCUCGUUGCCAGAUCCCACUUGGCUCUCCAUUAACCUGGGCAUCCUGAUCUGCAUUGAGUGCUCUGGUAUUCACCGGGAGAUGGGUGUGCACCUUUCCCGCAUCCAGUCACUGUCCCUGGAUAAACUGGCAACCUCUGAGCUCUUGUUGGCUAAGAAUAUUGGCAAUUCUGGUUUUAAUAACAUCGUGGAAGCCAAUCUUCCCAGCUCUUCACUGAAGCCAGCGACACACAGUGAUAUGGCCCUUCGGAAAGAUUACAUUAUUUCCAAAUAUGCUGAGAGGAAAUAUGCUAAGAGGAGCAGUGAGAGCUCAACUGCCCUGCAUCGGGGGUUGCAGAAAGCCAUCAUGUCGAAGGACAUAUUCACGCUUCUCCAGGCCUAUGCUGAAAAGAUGGACUUAGAUGAACCUGUUCUGGAGCCUACAGGGGAGCCUGGGGAAACUCUUCUCCACCUGGCAGUGUUACAGUCUGACCGAACCUCCUUGCACAUUGUUGAUUUUCUAGUGCAGAACAGUGGGAGCCUGGUGAAGCAGACAGUGAAGGGGAACACACCACUUCAUUACUGCUGCCUCUACAAUAAACCUGAGUGUAUAAAGCUCUUUCUCAGAGCCAAGGCCAACAUUGCCAUCACUAAUGAUGUGGGAGAAACAGCCCUGGAUGUUGCCAAGCGAAUGAGGCAUUCCUUGUGUGAAGAACUGCUGCUUCAGUCUCAAAACAAUCAAUUCAACAUGCGUGUCCAUGUGGAGUAUGAGUGGCGGCUGGGCCAAGAUGAUAUGUAUGAGAGUGAUGAUGAUCUGGAUGAGAAGCUGAGUCCUGUGAAAAAGGAGCAUGUUUUCCGUCCUCAGAGCUGCUACCAGUCACCUACCACUGCCUCAAAGCAGUGGGCAAAGGGGCCAAGUAUAGCACCACAGGGGAAGCAACAUGAUUUAUAUGCCACCCCAACUGCUCAUCCCCGCAACCUUGCUGAACUAGCAGCCCCGAUGUCUCCUCCAUGUGUGCCACCUCUUCCACCACGUGGGAUAAUCCGAGCUCCCAAUGUGCCUCCACCCCCUCCCCCUACCAGAUUGCCAGUCUUUGCUGAUGACACAACAACCAGGAAGAUCCCCCCACUGAAUGUGAACAUCAAGCACAAGCGAACUUCCUCAGAGCCUGUGCCUUGGGUGCCACUCAGCCCUGUGCCAUCUAGCCAGGCCAGCCUGGCUACAGAUUCUGGACCCUUCCUACCUCCCAAAUUCCAUUUUACAGAAGGAAUCUCUAAAAGGAGACUGAGCACUGGCUCCCACCAGCAUCCCAGCCUCCCCACCCCCAUGACUAUCUCACAACAAGCUGCCCAGAAGAGAGUGGAGAUGCUCUGUCCAUCUGACCCCAGCAAAGGGCAGAGACUGAUAUCGCAUCAUCCCUCACAAGAGCCAGGCCCAGGCUCAGCUGUAUCCCCGGAUGUUCCACCACUCCUUCCUAGGAGGGGCAGUCUGAAUAAGUCACCUCUCCAAAGGGUCCGAGCCCUGUAUAACUGUGUGGGUGACCGUGAAGAUGAGCUCACUUUCAGCCUGGGAGAGAUCAUUGUAGUGGCUGAAGAGGAGGACAGCCAAUGGUGGAAUGGAUGGAUUGAAGGGCAGCCUCACAGGAAAGGUGUCUUUCCAGUUUCAUAUGUUCACAUGUUGGAUGAAUAAGAACUGCAUGAUGUAAGAAGAAAACAAAAUGGCAGGUGCUCAAAGCACAAUUCUUCCAGCACUCCCUGUUUCCAGAGGGCUUCCUGCAGACAACACCUAAGGAGCUUAUGAUGGCUUUCUUACCUCUUCUGUCUUGUGACUUACAUCUUCAGUUCUGCAGCAUGCAGUUCUCUCUCUUGCUGACUCAGAGCAGGGCUUCGUCUGUCUCCUGAAUUGUAAUCAAGUAUCUUAUUUGGUUUCUUUGCAUCCUGUCCUCAGCUUUACAUAUUCAGUGUGAUGUUGCCUUCCUGGACACUGAAAAACUUGCCCUUGCAUGUUAUUAAAUGGGAUUCAGGACUAGUGUAUAAAUGAUUGACAUGACAACUCAGUCGAUAAAUGACAAACAGGCUUUAUUUACUACACUAUUUACUAUUAAAUGAUCCUAAAGCAAAGCUCAGUAUAUUUUCUUGUAAAAGUGAUAGUAUCUCACCAAUACAGGCAAAGAGGUGGUCUCAGUCUUUUCAGCUUCUCGAGGCAUGGAUCCGUUCACCAGAAGAUCAGCUGGGCACAGUAGCAGUUCUUGUCCGAAUUAUUUUGCACUCUUGAAAUGUGUGCCUUGUUAGGUAUCUCAUUCCUUUUUAUACUCUUUAGCUUAGCAUCUUCAAAGCAUUUUUGAAAUUGAUUUAAAAAACUCAAGCAAUAACUAACAGGAAGAUUCUGUUAAUCACACUGUUCACUGUUGGUUAUCAAAAAGUCCCAAUUUUGACUGAAUUACCUUACUUAGUAACAGGAGAUUAUCAAUCUCUAUUGAGUUGGAACAUAUCAGGAAAAUGAUUAACAACUGGGAAAAACAAAGUUUUUGAAGAGUUGGCUGUGGAAGUUCAAAGGAACAACUGAGGCAAAACAAGAAUUAAUCAGGAGGAGAUAACUGGGGUGCUUCUCUUUAAAUGGUGCAAGCUGGGUAGGUGCCCUGGGGGCUUGCAGGGCUUGACACUGCAUGGGAAUUCCCAGAGUGCACAGGUGUGGGACCCUCAAGAGCCCAGAGCACUUGCCUGGGGUGGCUGGAAAGUACAAGCCACAGACCUAAUUUCUACCUUUUGUUCCACCACUGAUUGGUCUCUCAUGAGGCAUGAUAAGGGGUAGGAAUGUCUAUUUGCUCACCACUUGUACCACCAUAAAAAUUUCUAUGGCAGCACAAAUAUGAUGUCAAGCGAUGUCUGUUUCUACCCUCGGUAACCCGGUCACUAAAAAAUACUGAGUUUUCUGCACAAUGCUUACUUCAUAAAAAAUGUUUCAUGUCUGUUUACAACCUCCUCUUCCACCCCAUCCCACUCCAGUUGUCAAACCUCAAAUCAUAGAAACUGCUGUGGAAAAAAGCCAGGGGAGAGGAGGUCACAGCCAUCCCCAUGUGAUUAUGUCAGUAGUGCUCAACUUUUUGGCUCCACGGGCCAAAUGAGAGGUGUGGGGCUGACCUACAGACCAGAUCAGACCCCAAGUGGCAGGGUUUGGCCCUGGGGUCCUGCACUACCUCUGCCCUAUCCUACAUGUGGUGAUUGGGGUCCAGAGCCCUGCACUGGCUCCACCCAGUCCCAUGAGCUGGGAUUGGGCUCUAGGUGCCACUCCCACAUGCUGUGAUUGGACUGUGCACUGGACCUAGUGAACAGGGCCAAGGCCUGUGGGCUAGGGGGAGCCCUGUGGACCAGAUGACAAGGCACUGGAGGUUGGAUCUGGCCAGUGGACUAGGGGUUGAGCACCCCUAGAUUAAGUCAUGAGAGUCACCAUUGGUCUGUUCUGCAGAGGUUUUUCUGCUCUAGUUUUAGGUGUGUUUGAGUGAUGGCAUGUGCUUCAUAUGUUUCCUAUGCCUAUUUCAAAUGCAAGGCUGUAGUCUACAUUAUGAGCAGCUCUGCGUGUAGCAUUCCAGAACCCAGCUCUGUGAAACUCUUAAGAGGGCUUGGGCCAUCAUGUGGGAGGAGUCAUGUAUUUGGAUUUGAAAUGCUCCAGUACAGUAGGCUAUGACUCCCCAGAUCCACAUUUGGCAAUUUCUUUCAUUUUCCAGGAAAAUAUAAAACUUUCAGAAUUGUUUUUCCUGAGGUCUUCUAUGAAAAAGGGAAGAAUGAAAAGUCUAUGAGUAAUGUUUAAAAUGCUCUUAUUAUUGGUUCAUUUGAGUACUUUAAAACACUUUUAAUAACUAACAGAAUCAUGGAAUCAUAGAAAAUUAGGGUUGGAAGGGACUUCAGGAAGUCAUCUAGUCCAACCCGUUGCUCCAAGCAGGA